UGGGAAUGGCGCGCUUGCAUGAUGCGAUAAAUCCGAUAGAUCCAUAAACAAUUUUAAAAGUUCGUGAGAAAAACCGUAAAAUCUUUUAAAAACCCAGCCUGUUUCGCAGUUAUUUCUUCACCAAUGGCUCUUUGGGUAGAUCGUUAUCGUCCGCGGGAGCUGGCCAAGCUGGAUUACCACAAAACCCAGGCGCAACAUCUGAUAAAUCUAUGCUCCCAAGGUGAUUUCCCGCAUCUGAUGUUUUAUGGUCCUUCCGGUGCCGGUAAGAAAACCCGCAUCAUGUGUCUGCUGCGGGAACUGUAUGGCACCGGCGUCGAACGGCUGCGGAAUGAGAUCAUGAAUUUCACCACACCCUCGAACCGGAAGGUAGAGAUAAUGACGGUCAGCAGUAAUUAUCACAUCGAGGUGAACCCGUCCGAUGCCGGCAUCUACGAUCGUGUGGUCAUCACCGAUAUGAUCAAGCAGAUCGCCCAAACUCAGCAGAUCGACCCUAGUGGACAGCGUGAGUUUAAAACGAUUGUUCUGUCCGAGGUUGACGAACUAACCAAGGAUGCUCAACAUGCUUUGAGACGAACGAUGGAAAAGUAUGUGGCCACAUGUCGGUUGAUUCUAUGCGUUAAUUCAACUUCCCGGGUCAUUCCGGCAGUCAAAAGUCGUUGCCUGGGGAUUAGGGUAUCGGCUCCCAGCAACGAAGAAAUUAUUAGUAUUCUUAAUCACAUCUGCAAAAAGGAGGGUCUUCACAUUCCGUCGGAAUUGGCCACUCGUAUCGCACAGAAAUCCGAACGAAACCUUCGUCGGGCUAUUCUGAUGUUGGAGGCUUGCAAAGUUCAACAGUAUCCUUUCACGGUGAACCAGGACGUCCCGGAAAUCGAUUGGCAGGUGUUUUUGCGGGAGACCGCCAACCAGAUUGUGCAGGAGCAAAGCCCCCAGAAAUUGGAAGCGGUGCGGGAGCGUUUGUACGAGCUUCUCUCCCAGGGCGUCCCCUCCGAUAUCAUCUUCCGGGGAUUGGUUGAAAGUCUGGUGAAGAAUUGCGACAUGAGCCUGAAGACGCAAACACUCAACUUUGCCGCACUGUACGAGUAUAAGAUGCAGCAGGGAAGCAAGCACAUCUUUCAUCUGGAAGCGUUCGUAGCGCAGUUUAUGGCUCUGUAUAAGAAGUUCUUGAACCAAGCGUCGGUUAUGGAUAUGGACGACUUUUGAUUUCGUUUUGUAUGUUCUUUAAUAUUGUAAUGUUUCAAUAAAGCUAUUGUAUAAGAGAUUAAA
Molecule: messenger RNA, 1263 nt
Organism: Uranotaenia lowii
Lineage: Eukaryota; Metazoa; Arthropoda; Insecta; Diptera; Culicidae
Gene: RfC38
Product: replication factor C subunit 3
Exons: 2
Coding region: 124-1200 (358 amino acids)
Biological process (GO): DNA-templated DNA replication; DNA repair
Cellular component (GO): nucleus; DNA replication factor C complex
Molecular function (GO): DNA binding; DNA clamp loader activity
Source: RefSeq, a predicted model, not a curated record